UCGCGCCCCGGGCCCGCCGCCCAUGCCACCUGCCCUCCGCUGCCGCUCCCCGGGCCGGGCCAGCGGCGCAGCGCGGGGGGGCCGCGGGCCGCUCUAGGAGCGAGGCGGCGGCGGCAGAGCGCGGAGCGGGCGCGGAAGGAUCCCACAGCUGCUUAGAUACUGUCAGAGACCCUGCAACUGUCUCCGCUCCAGUGGACCUGCUUCCACAGCGCAGCGAGCGGAGCACUCCGUCUGUCUCCUCCCAAAAGAGAAGUUUGCAGGAAAGCUGCAGACCUGCUCUUGGACCCUCGAAGGCCAGGCCUGCAGCUUGAAGGUAGUCGUUAAGCCGGUCUGCAGAGACAAAUAGCAGAAAGCAGUUUGUGUUCAUCACUCUGCAGUUCAAACUUUAAGGAUGGCGGACACAGACCUUUUUAUGGAAUGUGAGGAGGAGGAGCUGGAGCCAUGGCAGAAAAUCAGUGAUGUGAUUGAAGAUUCUGUUGUUGAGGAUUAUAACUCAGUUGAUAAAACUGCUACGGCUGGCAAUCCUCUUGUUCAGCAAGGUGGACAGCCGCUGAUCCUUACGCAGAAUCCAGCCUCAGGUCUGGGCACAAUGGUAACCCAGCCAGUAUUACGACCUGUACAGAUCAUGCAGAAUGCCAAUCACGUCACGAAUUCUCCAGUGACCAGCCAGCCGAUCUUCAUAACGACCCAGGGUUUUCCUGUGAGGAAUGUGCGGCCUGUGCAAAACACAAUGAAUCAAGUUGGAAUUGUUCUGAAUGUACAGCAAGGUCAAACAGUUAGACCCAUCACCCUAGUCCCAGCCCCAGGUACCCAGUUUGUUAAACCAACAGUUGGCGUUCCUCAGGUGUUCUCUCAAAUGGCCCAGGUGAGACCAGGUACAACCAUGCCGGUCCGACCCACCACCAACACUUUCACUACGGUCAUUCCAGCCACGCUUACCAUCAGGAGCACAGUACCACAGUCCCAGGCACAACAGCAAAGUAAGUCCACUCCCAGCACCUCCACAACUCCUACUUCAACGCAGCCAACAACACUUGGACAGUUAACUGUGCAGCAGCCAGGGCAAUCCAGUCAAGCUACUAACCCCAAAUUAGUGAGUAUUGCAAGUUUUGUGACUGUAAAGAGACCUGGAGUGACCGGCGAGAACAGCAACGAGGUUGCGAAGCUAGUGAAUACUCUGAACACCAUUCCUUCGUUAGGCCAGAGCCCUGGCCCGCUUGUGGUGUCCAACAGCAGCCCUGUGCAUGGUUCCCAGAGAUCUAGUGUUUCAGAGUCGUCGUCAUCAUCGUCAUCGUUAAAAGUCAGUUCAUCUCCUAUUCCCACAUUUGAUUUGCAAGAUGGUGGCAGGAAGGUCUGUCCAAGAUGUGAUGCUCAAUUUCGAGUCACUGAAGCUUUAAGAGGACAUAUGUGUUACUGCUGCCCUGAAAUGGUUGAAUUCCUCAAGAAAAGAAAAUCUCUAGAUUCUGAACCAAACAUUCAAUCUGCAAAGCCUCCAUCUCCAGAAAAAACUACAGCUGUUGCUUCACCGCCCUCUUCCACUCCUAUCCCUGCGCUGUCCCCACCUGCUAAAGCUCCAGAGCCAAGUGAAAACGUAGUUGACUCAUCCCAAAGUAAGCUUAUUAUGUUAGUAGAUGAUUUCUACUAUGGCAGAGAUGGUGGCAAAGUGAGUCAGCUACUGAACUUCCCCAAGGUUCCAACUUCCUUCAGGUGUCCGCACUGCACCAAGAGGCUAAAGAACAACAUAAGAUUUAUGAAUCACAUGAAGCACCAUGUUGAACUGGAUCAGCAAAAUGGAGAGGUAGAUGUCCACACCAUCUGUCAGCACUGUUACAGGCAGUUCUCCACUCCAUUUCAGCUACAGUGUCACUUAGAGAAUGUCCACAGUCCCUAUGAGUCAACAACAAAGUGCAAGAUUUGUGAAUGGGCAUUUGAGAGUGAACCAAUGUUCCUACAGCACAUGAAGGACACUCACAAGCCUGGGGAGAUGCCCUAUGUUUGUCAGGUCUGUCAAUAUCGUUCAUCGCUCUAUUCUGAAGUGGAUAGCCACUUCCGAAUGAUCCAUGAAGACACGCGGCACCUGCUCUGUCCUUACUGUCUUAAAGUCUUCAAGAAUGGCAAUGCUUUCCAACAGCAUUUCAUGAGGCAUCAGAAGAAGAGUGUUUACCAUUGCAACAAGUGUAGACUCCAAUUCCUGUUUGCCAAGGAUAAAAUUGAACACAAGCUGCAGCAUCAUAAAACUUUCAGAAAGCCCAAACAAUUAGAAGGAUUGAAACCUGGAACCAAGGUUACAAUCAGGGCAUCUAGAGGACAGCCACGGACAGUGCCAAUAUCUUCAAAUGACAUGUCGCAGGGCACUGGACAGGACAUCACUCCGCUGUCAUCGUCUACAGAUCCCCAGCCCAUCUUCCUGUACCCACCUGUCCAGAGGAACGUCCAGAAGAGAGCGGUCAAAAAAAUGAGUGUCCUGGGGAGGCAGACUUGCCUGGAGUGCAGCUUCGAAAUCCCUGACUUCCCAAACCACUUUCCUACCUACGUUCACUGUUCGCAGUGCCGUUACAGCACUUGCUGCUCCCGAGCUUAUGCCAACCACAUGAUCAACAACCAUGUUCCCCGGAAGAGUCCAAAAUACUUGGCUUUGUUUAAAAACUAUACUGCCUGUGGUGUAAAGCUGUCCUGUUCCUCCUGUCUCUUUGUAACAUCUGAGGGCGAUGCAAUGGCCAAACAUCUGGUCUUCAAUCCAUCACAUGAGUUUAGUAAUAUUAUUUUCCGAGGGCCUUCUUGGAUAUCACAUUCCAGGCAUGUUCAGCCCCAGGACAAAAGCAUGAAGAAUACAUGCUCUGCCUAUUCCCCAAGUAAAGCUGCUACUGUGAAAACAAAGUCUACGUUACCUGCGAAAGAUGACCUGGAGCCUGAGCUGACACCAGCAGCCUACAACAGGCCUCUGGUCUGCCAGGAAGAGGAGUGCUUAAAUAUUGAUGCUCAAGAAGAUGAGCAGCCAACAAAGGAGCCUGAACCUGCAAGCAAAAAGGAGCAGCUGUCAGUAAAGAAGCUGCGAGUCGUACUGUUUGCGUUGUGCUGCAACACUGAACAGGCAGCAGAGCACUUCCGAAAUCCUCAGAGGCGAAUCAAGCGCUGGCUACGGAGGUUUCAAGCUUUCCAAGAAGAGAACUUGGCAUCCCUGUCGGAGGGCAAGUACCUCAGCUUAGAGGCUGAAGAGAAGCUAGCGGAAUGGGUCCUCACACAGAGAGAGCAGCAGCUGCCUGUAAACGAGGAGACUCUCUUCCAGAAAGCCACCAAGAUUGGCCGAUCCCUCGAAGGUGGCUUCAAGAUCUCCUACGAGUGGGCCGUGAGGUUCAUGCUGCGGCACAACCUCAGCACGCACACUCGGAGGGCAGUGGCUCACCCGCUCCCCAAAGAUGUCGAGGACAAUGCCAGUUGCUUCAUCGAGUUUGUGCAGCGGCAAAUCCACACUCAAGACCUGCCUCUCUCCAUGAUUGCGGCCAUCGAUGAAAUCUCUCUCUUCCUCGAUGUGGAGGUGCUGAGCAGCGACGACAGGAAGGAGAAUGCUCUGCAGACAGUGGGAACUGGGGACCCCUGGUGCGACGUUGUUCUCACGAUUCUCGCCGAUGGAAGCGUUCUCCCAACACUGGUCUUCUACAGGGGCCACGUCCAGCAGCCUGCCAACGUGCCAGAAUCGAUCAUGUUGGAAGCAAAGGAGAACGGAUACAGUGACGACGAAGUCAUGGAGUUGUGGGCGACCAGAGUGUGGCAGAAGCACACAGAGUGUCAGAACAGCAAGGGCAUGCUUGUGCUGGAUUGUCACCGAACGCACCUAUCGGAAGAAGUACUUUCCUUGCUGAGUGCCUCCAGCACUCUGCCGGCUGUUGUCCCUGCUGGCUGCAGCUCCAAAAUCCAACCUCUAGAUGUUUGUAUAAAAAGGACUGUGAAAAAUUUCUUGCAUAAAAAGUGGAAAGAGCAAGCCAAGGAGAUGGCGGACUCCACGUGCGAUUCGGACAUUCUUCUCCAGCUGGUUUUAUGCUGGCUGGCAGAGGUCCUGGAAGUCAUUAGUGACUCUCCUGAACUUGUGCAGCAGUCCUUCCUGGUGGCCAGUGUGCUGCCAGGUCCGGACGGCACGGCCAACUCGCCCACACGCAAUGCCGACAUGCAGGAGGAGCUGAUUGCCUCUCUGGAGGAGCAGCUGAAGCUGAAUGGUGAGCAGCAGCAGCAGGCGGCGACCGAGGUCCAGGAUCGGACCCAGGCCGAGGAAUCUGCUGACCCAGAAAUCCUCCAUCAGCUCUUCGAAGGGGAAAGUGAGACUGAAUCAUUUUAUGGCUUUGAAGAUGCUGAUUUGGAUCUGAUGGAAAUCUGAGCACUGAUCUGCGAAUCGUGAUCCAGAAAGGGUUAUUUUUUAAAUAAAUGUUGGAUGAGACCAUUACACUUCCCUGUGGAUUUGUGGGUUUAGGAAAUUUGUAGGCGAUCACUCAGAUAAAUAGCCAUUUAUGCUGUUCAUUUAUAAGUUUUGUGCUUUUUUAAAAGAAAAAUCACUGUGUUGGUAUUUUCUGAAAAUAUAUUGUGGGUGAAUAUUUUUGCGUUUUCUUUACCUCACUGUAUCAUAGUUUUCUGUUUUUAUUGUGCAGAAAUGUUUUGAAUUAUACAUUGUCAAUGUGACCAUUUCUAAAGAAAGGAAAAAAUAUGUAGCUAAUGAACCAGUAUAUAAACCUUUUUGGUUGUCUUAACACAGACUUUUUUUUUUUAACACUUGACCCAGAGAUUUAGGUUUCUGUGGUAAAUUUAGGUAUGAAUGAUUGCUUUAAUGUGUGAACCUCCUAUAAUUGGCCAUUAAGAUUUGGUUUGGGUUUGUUUUUUGUUUUGUUUUUUCUUUUUUUUCCUUUAAAGAAGACUAAUUAUUUUGCUUGUGAAUUUGGACAUGGGGUAAAAACACAAGCAAAAGAAUUUUGCCUGUUCAAUGCCAGCAAUGAUACUUUGAACGGGGGCUGAAGUGAGACGUGCAGUUAGGGAGUCAGGUGCAGUGCUGCCACAAACCUGCGGGGUUUGAGCUGACUUUCUGACACUGCGAUGGUUCCUUUCCUCCAGCCGGGAAACCAUCCGACACCCACCUUGCUCCAAAGAGUUACUGACAGAGGGUACACGAUGGAAGAGGAAAGUCAAGUCUGUCUUGAUCUUCCUGUACAGUAGAUGGGAGUUAAAGCUGUAUGGACCAUUAAGCGUUGAGCUUUUAACUACUAGUAGUUGAUAAACCUGCUUUAACCAGUGGCAUCAGACACUACGUUCCUUAGAAUUAGAAAUCUGAUUUAAUGAAACAAACUGUGACGUGCACAAAAAGAAGACGUUUGUUUUUAUUUUUCACUGCCAGCUUAAAUUUUUCUACAAUUUGCAUGUUUGAGGGUUUUUUAAUUGUAUGUAUUAUGGUAUAAACGGAAAGCAUUUUGACAUACAGAAUUCAGAAGCACCUGCACCUUUCUGUUUCCAUAGAGGUUUUGUGAACCUUCCCUAUUACCUAAGGAAAGCAGGAAGCAGCAUGUGCAGACCUGUAAAUGGUUCAUCUUUAAAAUGUACAUAAGUGGAACAUUUAAUAAAACCAGGGAAAUGGAUUUAUAAACAUGUGUUUUUAUUAUGAAGAACUAUUUAACUCUUGUGAUACCGUAAUGCUUAAUGUAAAGUACAUAAAGAAUUCUCUGAGGAGUGCAGGAGCGCGAGGCUGGCACGUGAGCUGUACUUCAGAGCUGGGGCCAGGUCGCGGACUGGAUUCCCUCUGUUCUUUUGAAGGGGACACAGAGUUGUUUAGCAUGUCCUGAGGAUACCCAGAGAUGGGAUAGUAAUUAAAUGUGUUUACAUGUCAUUAACACUUGAGGCAGAAUUCUGCCCAAUUUACAUUUCUGCAGACCCUACUUGCCCUUUAACUAUAUAGUAGGUUAAACAGAACAACCUACUCUCCUGGUUUGAGUUUUUUUAAAAAAUAAAAUUCUGAAAAGUCAUUAAUAAAAUACUGAACGAAGAUUUUACUGCAUUUUAUUCUUUCUUUGAGGAUUGCCCACACUCUCAAGUGAGAGCUUAAUGGUUCAAGUUGUUAGGUAGUAGUAAAUACCAGUCUUAAAUACCUUCACGAAUAAUCACAAAGCUAAGAAAUACCGAAUAAUGGCUGAAUUGGGUAGCAAAGCACAUGUAACACCAUUUUGUUACUAUCCUCCUGUAGCACUAGCUGAAUGGGAACCAGCAGGGGCUUUGCAGGAGGUACUGCAGCCUCGGCUGCACACAGCCUGCUGUAGGAUGAUCGACUGCCUUUGAUUUUCAGAGCCCUUGAAGCCCUGGAUCUGCUGUCAGCAGGUAGAGCUGUAGGAACGUAGCUGGAUCUUAAUUACUCUGACCAUUAAGAUUAGAGGAGACACUAAAGCAACAGAAGUCAACCUUCCUUUCAUUUUUUCCCCUCUGUGCUUUGAACUGAAGCCUUUAAUAGGCACCGAAGGCUUGAGAGUGCCUAGGAUAAGCAAAAUGUGGGCGUCUGUGAAAAGGUGUUCAUAAAAUGGCCUGGUAGAUUGCACCUUAGAGGUAUUACUUUUUAUAUCUUAAAACUGCCCCAUGAGCUAAAGUGCUACAGCUGGGGUUGGAGGAGUUAACACAGCUGUCAAAUGCAUGCUUGUAGUGGGAUAGGAGAGCAGCGUAGGAACCUCUAAAAUUGCAAUCUAAGUCUGGAAAUGUUGCUGUACCCUCGGGGUUCCACUUUCUUUUUGUCCAACCCAUCACAAUGCUGCUCAGCAUGCUGGCCGAGCUGUAACUAGCUGGCUGCAGCAUGCAGCCUCCAGCCCCUUGUGCUUGCACGGUAACACCUGGUGCCUGGAAGACCAAUUUCUUUGAAACUAAGCAGGAGGACCUAUACCAUUUCUUGACUCUUACUGUUGGCAAAUACUUUUCUUACAGAAGACAUCUUUAAAGACAUGUUUUCAUUCUGUUCACAGGUGGCUUUUAUAAGGUGACUGAGGCUUUUUACCUGUCCAGAUCAGAAUUCUUGGAUGUCUGGAUUACAAGUGAGAGCAGGAGAAACAUGGUACGUGCUGCACCUUAGGUUACAGAAAUACCCCACAGGAUUAAAGUGUGUUACAUACUCAAUUACAGAUGUCAUAGUCCGGUAGAUUUUUGUUUUAUUAGGGCAAAUUGUAAUGGGAUAAUUGGAUUCAGUACUACUACCUUGCACCUCAGAAACCUUUACUAAAACAGAAGUGGAAAAAGCAUUGUCAGCUCUAGCAGAGAUGAGAUCGUGGGUGCUAAUUAGAGGUGGUUAUGGAGUACUUUGACCCACACUCUCACACACACAAGCGCUAUCUGAGAAAGGGACUGCCAAGUCAGAUACACGAGGAAGAGGAGAGUGUGUUCAGGCUUAAUGGAGUACAGUACCUACCAGAACCCCAUUGGAGCAAAGAGCAAAACCACUUUUUUCUUCCCUGGAGAAGGGCAACAAAAAGGACUUGCAGCUUUCUGCAGC
Cygnus atratus (black swan) is the source of this 7498-nucleotide messenger RNA. It is a transcript of the gene POGZ, whose product is annotated as pogo transposable element derived with ZNF domain. The transcript is spliced from 19 exons. The record is from RefSeq and is a predicted model, not a curated record. NCBI's taxonomy places the organism in Eukaryota, Metazoa, Chordata, Aves, Anseriformes, Anatidae. Gene Ontology annotation, molecular function: DNA-binding transcription factor activity, RNA polymerase II-specific; RNA polymerase II cis-regulatory region sequence-specific DNA binding. The coding region runs from base 392 to 4369 and encodes 1325 amino acids. Gene Ontology annotation, biological process: regulation of DNA-templated transcription.